AACAGCCAGGACUCAGACCUCUUACUUAUCGAUACCGGUGACAGACACGACGGCAACGGCUUGAGCGAUUUGACAUACCCAAAUGGAGAAUUGUCGUCCAAGAUUUUCAUGAUGCUUGACUACGACCUCAUUACUAUCGGGAACCAUGAAUUAUACAGAGAAGAAAUCAGUAAACACGAAUACGAAAACUUGGUUCCUAGAUACGGCGAUCACUUCAUUUCCACUAACGUCCAGUAUCUGAACGAUGACGACCAAUGGGUCGUGUUUGGAAAUAACACCCAUAGAUAUUUCGAAACUAAAAUCAACAAAUACAAGAUUUUGAGCUUCUCAUUCAUGUUCGACUUCAAAAUGGGUAAUAGAAGAGUCAACGUCAUUCCAAUAGCCGAAAUAAUCAAACAAUCUUGGUUCAUCGAACUUGUCGAAGACUACGCUUCAAAUUAUGAAGUUGAUGCAAUCGUCCUCUUUGGACACAUACCCGUUGCCCAUGAUUGGUUUGAGAUGAGCCAGCUACACAAUUUCUUUAGAUCCUAUUUCCCUUCAACAUACAUUCAGUAUUUGGGAGGCCAUUCCCAUAUUAGAGACUUUUCAAUAUUAGACAACUUGUCAACCGGCUUGCAAUCAGGCAGAUAUUGCGAAACUGUUGGAUUUCUCUCAAUCAAUAAUUUACCAAGUGAGGAAGAAAGCCAGGAAAAAUACAUUUUAAACAAUAUUCAUAGAAAAUACAUCGAUUUCAACCUCCACUCCUUCAUGCAUCACUCCAAUCAUACUGUUUUGGAGAAAUUCAACACUGAAAAGGGCUUAUAUGUGUCGAAAGAAUUGGCCAAGUACAGCAAAGAUUUGAAGUUAGAUGAAGCGUACGGAAUUGUUCCUCACAGUUAUUAUAUUUCUGCAGCCGACUACCAGAACAACGAUGAGAAAUCCUUGUUAAGAUUUUUGGAAGAUGAGAUAUUGAUUCAAUUGCAACCGAAAUCUUGUAGCAACAAGAUUGAUAAGUUACCGGUACUAUCUGAUUCUAACGAUAGAAUCAUUCUGAUUAACACUGGAGGAAUAAGGUAUGAUCUGUAUAAGGGUGAGUUCAAUAGAAAUUCUCUCUUUACCGUUUCUCCAUUCCAAAACAUGUGGAGAGUUUUACCUUCAAUUCCCACAGAUCUUGCCCUCAAGUUGAAAGGUAUCUUAAACGAUAGGGAAUACAUUAUUGAUUCUAAGACAGGAAUCAAUCUAAAAUGCCCAUAUCAUAUCAACAACCGUCUUACUAAUUUCAAAGGUGACCAUCGCUUGCCGCUUUCUUACGGAUACACCACAACCGAUGAUAGCGGAAUCCAUGGCGACGAUACUAUCCACCGGAGGCUACUGUCUUACUAUGUUCCAAACGUCAUCCAAUCACAUGAGGCUGUUUCGAAUGAAUCUGUUAGUGAGUUCACUGAUGUGGUCUACUACGAUUUUAUUGAACCAUUUGUCUUGGAUGCCUUGAGAGAGGCCUGCGAUGGAGACGAAGAGCUGUUUGAACGAUUGUCGGUAGCCGUCCAGUACUACAACGAUUGUCCUGUUGAAUACAACUUGGGCCAAUUGUUGAAAAACUACGCUGUGAACAACUGGAAUUGAUACCCGCUUCACACCAUUUCCUUCUCCCUCCUUUGUUUCUUCUUUUUUUCGUUCCGUUUUACUUUACUUCUUGAUUCCCACGUGUGUCCUUUUUUAAUGCUGUUUUUCUUCUUUCCGUUCUUACUAUCCACUUUACUUCGAUUUUGUACACUUCACGUUUCCUUCGUUUAUACAAACACACACCUAUUACAGUUACCCUAAUUUUUUUCUUCUCUGCCUUUUUUGUCUUUACUUUACGUCUUCUGCAUUUAAAUACUUCCAGAUCUUAUAUAUCAAGAUUAUCUUAACUUUAAUAUCAAAAAUGUGUACCUCCU
Pichia membranifaciens NRRL Y-2026 is the source of this 1916-nucleotide messenger RNA. RefSeq lists its product as hypothetical. Gene Ontology annotation, biological process: nucleotide catabolic process. The record is from RefSeq and is a predicted model, not a curated record. Bases 109 to 1602 code for a protein of 497 amino acids. Gene Ontology annotation, cellular component: cytosol. NCBI's taxonomy places the organism in Eukaryota, Fungi, Ascomycota, Pichiomycetes, Pichiales, Pichiaceae. Gene Ontology annotation, molecular function: hydrolase activity. The transcript has 2 exons.